AUGGAUGCGAGACGAAAGAGUAUGAACUGUGUCAGCCUGGCAACAGUUCGCCUGGCAACUUGGGACAACCCAUAUGAUAGCCAAGUUCGAGGUUCUAUCAACGAAGACGAUGAGAAGGAAAUAAGGGAGCAAUUUAACCUCGGCCCGCUCGAGGACUUUGACCAUAUCGGCGUCUUCCAAAAAUACCGCGCAUGUGCUAUCAAGUCUUGUUUCAAUUCUGAGUUCGGAUGUUCCCUAGGAUUGGACAUAUUCCAGGGUAACUCGGUCACGUACAACAGUACUCUUGAACUUGGAUCUAUCAUGAGCCACAUCUAUUGCACCAAGGACGAUUUGGGAAUCGACGGUGACCUCGCGGGUCUGGGUUUAUUCAUUGCCUACCUCAUUCAAUUCUCACUAUCCAUGUUCUUCGUCCUGUCACUAAACCUCACCACGACUUGGACUAGAUACCUUGUUCGGGCCUGUUUAUGGCCAUUCCGCACACCUGAUGAGGCUAAAACGACGGCGCAGAAAUGGCAGAAUACUCUCUCAAACAACCGCUUUGCUGGAGCCAUAGCAUCAACCAUUGUUAACCUCCAAGAAGCUCAAACACAAUAUCUGGCCAUCAUCUCAGUUGUUGGCGUGGUGGCAUAUGUCAGUAACAGCACCACUGGCUUCGGCAAUGGACACACGUUCCGUGCGUGGUAUACAAACAAAGACCUCUUGGAUGACAUGAUAUCAAUUAGUAUCUAUCCCAUUCUCUUUGUCCAAAUAGCCCUCCACAAGACCGGAAAUGGAUGGUGGUACACGAUACUAUGGGUGAUCUUCACCAGGGUACUGGCGUAUUUCAUCGCCUUCUCAUGGCGGGAAGCCGAGGAGAUUCCAGAGAGGUUCCGAGAGAACGAUGGCCUAGAGUCUUGUGGACAGAACUCUGGACCAAAAUUGUACUGCAUGAACUACGACGAUCCCUUCGAUGGCUUCGCUUACAACGGGUUGAUGCCAUCACGCCAGAGUAUGCUGCUGAACAAGCUUUCUUACUGA
This is a messenger RNA of Fusarium falciforme, 1017 nucleotides long. RefSeq lists its product as hypothetical. The record is from RefSeq and is a predicted model, not a curated record. The transcript has 3 exons. Lineage: Eukaryota; Fungi; Ascomycota; Sordariomycetes; Hypocreales; Nectriaceae. The coding region runs from base 1 to 1017 and encodes 338 amino acids.